AUAGACGGGGCCCAGGAGCUGACCCCGGCCCUCCCGUUCGCUUCCGGUGUAGCAUGCAGAGACGUGAAGCCCGGGCCACGACGACGACCCCUCAGGCCGCAGAGACGCGAAGCCCGGCCACGACGACGACCCCUCAGGUACCGAUGUUUUCAGAAACCCUCAAACAGAUUGGGUAGCGCUUCCCUGGGGGCAGGUUUCUGGGCAGGUGCCCAGACGCACCUAGAAGCUGACCCCGGCCCUCCCGCUCACUUCCGGUCCAGGCCGCAGAGACGCGAAGUCCGGCCACGACGACGACCCCUCAGGUACCGAUGUUUUCAGAAACCCUCAAACAGAUUGGGUAGCGCUUCCCUGGGGGCAGGUUUCUAGGCAGGUGCCCAGACGCGCCUAGAAGCUGACCCCGGCCCUCCCGCUCACUUCCGGUCCAGGCCGCAGAGACGCGAAGUUCGGCCACGACGACGACCCCUCAGGGGCCCUGUUUUCUGUUACAAUGGAUCGAGAUUUAGAACAGGCUCUGGAUCGCGCAGAGAAUAUCAUUGAAAUUGCCCAACAGAGACCUCCUAGAAGGAGAUACUCACCUAGGGCGGGAAAAACUCUGCAGGAAAAACUUUAUGACAUUUAUGUUGAAGAAUGUGGAAAAGAGCCUGAGGAUCCUCAGGAAUUGAGAAGCAAUGUAAACUUGUUAGAAAAGCUUGUUAGGAGAGAGUCCUUGCCAUGUUUACUGGUCAAUCUAUACCCAGGCAAUCAGGGGUAUUCUGUGAUGCUCCAGAGAGAAGAUGGGUCCUUUGCAGAGACCAUUCGGCUGCCUUAUGAAGAAAGGGCAUUGCUGGACUACUUGGAUGCAGAAGAAUUACCCCCUGCUUUGGGUGAUGUCCUGGAUAAAGCUUCGGUUAACAUUUUUCAUAGUGGGUGUGUCAUAGUAGAAGUUCGUGACUACAGGCAGUCCAGUAAUAUGCAACCUCCUGGUUACCAAAGCAGGCAUAUUCUCCUACGUCCAACGAUGCAGACUUUAGCCCAUGAUGUGAAGAUGAUGACAAGAGAUGGCCAGAAAUGGAGCCAGGAAGACAAGCUUCAGCUUGAGAGCCAGCUGAUCUUAGCGACAGCUGAACCACUGUGUCUCGAUCCUUCUGUAGCAGUUGCCUGCACUGCAAACAGGCUGCUGUACAACAAGCAAAAGAUGAAUACCGACCCGAUGAAACGGUGCCUCCAGAGGUAUUCGUGGUCCUCUGUAAAGCCACAGCAGGAGCAGUCUGACUGUCCACCUCCUCCUGAGCUGAGAGUGUCGACUUCUGGCCAAAAAGAAGAAAGAAAAGCAGGUCAGCCUUGUGAGCUGAACAUUGCUAAAGCAGGAAGUUGUGUAGACACGUGGAAACGCACACCCUGUGAUUUGGCCGUGCCUUCAGAAGUGGAUGUGGAGAAACUUGCUAAAGGGUAUCAGUCCGUCACAGCUGCUGACCCACAGCUCCCAGUCUGGCCAGCCCAGGAGGUAGAAGACCCUUUCGGAUUUGCGUGGGAAGCUGGCUGUCAGGCCUGGGACACCAAGCCAAGCAUCAUGCAGUCGUUUAAUGAUCCGCUUCUCUGUGGUAAAAUACGGCCACGUAAAAAAGCCAGGCAGAAGAGCCAGAAGUCUCCCUGGCAGCCCUUCCCAGAUGACCAUUCAGCUUGUCUCAGGCCUGGGUCAGAGACUGAUGCUGGGAGGGCAGUGAGUCAGGCCCAGGAAUCGGUGCAGAGCAAAGUCAAAGGUCCAGGCAAGAUGUCACACAGCUCCAGUGGCCCAGCCAGUGUUAGUCAGCUCUCUUCAUGGAAAACACCAGAACAGCCUGAUCCUGUGUGGGUCCAGUCUUCAGUAUCGGGGAAGGGAGAGAAACAUCCACCUCCCCGCACCCAACUUCCCUCAAGCUCAAGAAAGAUUUCCUCAGGUAACAGUUUUCCCCCACAACAGGCAGGCAGCCCUCUUAAGCGUCCAUUUUCUGCUGCUGCUGCUAUUGUUGCUGCUGCUGCUGCUGCUGCUGCCGCUGCUCCUGCUGUAGCUGCUGCUCCUGCUGCUGCUCCUGCUGCUGCUGCUUCUGCGGCACCAAGUCAUUCUCAGAAGCCCUCUGUGCCUCUCAUUCAAGUUAGCAGGCCCUGUCCAGCUGCCCAGCCCCCCACCAAAUUCAUAAAAAUAGCGCCAGCCAUUCAGUUGAGGACAGGCUCCACUGGCCUAAAGGCCAUCAAUGUGGAGGGCCCAGUCCAGGGAGCCCAGGCUUUGGGGAGCAGUUUCAAGCCUGUGCAGGCCCCUGGCUCGGGUGCCCCCGCUCCUGCAGGAAUCAGUGGCAGUGGCCUUCAGUCCUCAGGAGGUCCACUACCAGAUGCAAGGCCCGGUGCAGUGCAGGCAUCUUCUCCAGCACCCCUUCAGUUUUUCCUAAAUACUCCGGAAGGUCUCAGGCCUCUGACACUCCUCCAGGUUCCGCAGGGCUCGGCGGUUCUGACCGGCCCGCAGCAGCAGUCCCAUCAGCUGGUUUCCCUGCAGCAGCUCCAGCAGCCCACAGCUGCUCACCCUCCUCAGCCAGGGCCACAGGGUUCCGCACUAGGUUUGAGCACACAAGGGCAGGCCUUCCCUGCUCAGCAACUUCUUAAGGUGAACCCCACUAGAGCCAGAAGUGGUCUGCAGCCCCAGCCCCAGGCUGCUGUGUUGAGUCUGCUUGGCUCUGCCCAGGUUCCUCAGCAGGGUGUCCAGCUCCCCUCUGUCUUGAGGCAGCAGCAGCCACAGCCACAGCCGCUGAAGCUGCAACUGCAACCGCAGUGGCAGCCACAGCCACGGCAGGAGCAGCCACAGUCGCAGCAGCAGCAGCCGCAGCAUAUCCAGCUCCAGACUCAGCAGUUGAGAGUCUUGCAGCAGCCGCAGCAUAUCCAGCUCCAGACUCAGCAGCCAGUGUUUUUGGCAACAGGCGCUGUUCAGGUAGUGCAGCCGCAUCCAGGUGUGCAAGUAGUGAGCCAGUUGGUAGGUCAGAGGAAGGAAGGCAAGCCAACCCCUCCAGCGCCCUGAGGCUUGUGGUAGUUUGUCUCUCUUUUAAAAGCACAGGAGCAUUGACUCAAAUGAUUUCCCAGUUUUUACUUGAGUUUUUUUUUUUUUUUCAUGUUUCGGUAUUUUACAUUUUAAAGUACACAGUUUACACAGAAGCACAAUCCACUGAUUUUUAUUUAGAAACGGAAGUGAUUUCCUAAAGGAGCGUUGUUUUGCUUAAGUUACUCUUUUUGUUGUCAUUGCUGCUGUUGAUAUAAUUAUUUUUAAUAUAGUGUUUUAAAGUGUCCAAAUCCCAACCAGUUUGAAUCUAAACUCGUGAAACAUAUAAUUUCUCUAAAGCCGUAAAAUGGCAAUACCAACAAUAUUAAGUUAAUAUUUUAACAAGAUUUUAAUUUUAAGUUAAUAUUUUAACAAGAAGAGUGGGAUUAAAUUUAUUUUAAUGGUGGUAAAAACAUAUAAUCUAAAAUGGACCACAUUAACUAUUUUAAGCACGCGGUUCAAUAGUAUUAAGUCCAUCCCCACGGUUGUGCCGCAGAUCUCAAGACCAUUUUGCAACACUGAAACUCAUGCCCAUUGAACACCAGCUCCCCAUUCUCCCUUGCCCAGUCCCUGGCAGCCAUUGUUCUACUUUCUUUCUCUAUGAGUUGACUACCCUGGCCACUUCAUGGAAGUGGAAUCAUAUGGCAUUUGUCAUUUGAUGAGUGUCUUAUCUCACUUGGCAUAAUGUCCUCAUGAUCUAUCCCUGCUGUCUCAUGUGAUGUGAAGGUCAUUGCUUUUUAAAAAUGGUUUCCCUGUACAUAAUAUAUAUGAAAGUGACUUAUGAAUUCUGAGAAACCUCUUUCAGAAGAAUUCUGAAAGAGUGUAAUCGUAUUUAGAUUAAUAGGUUUAUGUACAAUAUAUGGAAUGGAAUUAUUACACAUUCAUUUUGAAAAAUGAAACGAAAAAGUACAAUACAGUGAUCCUUGUCACACUGCGAUUGAAUACAUGGGAGACCUCUAAAGCUGUGGAAUGGAAUUAGUGGCAGAUUUGCUUGUGUGACAGUCCCCUGCCCUUUCAAAGGCCCUGUCUGCACCUAGUGCUCCAUAGAGCAAGGCUUUCUCCCUGGCUUUGAAAAGGCUCUUUUUGGAUGUUUUGUGUGCUCUCUUUAUAAAAUCAUUUACAUUUUUUGUAGGUUGUUUGCGAGAAGUUAAUAGUGAAACAUUUGAAAAUCCAUUUUAUUGGUUUGCUUUUCAAAUAUCUGUAGCCUUGUUUCUUAAGUAGAACCCCCGUCUUUUUCUUUGUCUUUUUCUCUUUGUUGAUGCAUCAUCAUCAGUUGUUCAGCUGUUUCUGCUCCCUCAUUUUUUCCCUUGUUCCAGUGAGACUCAAAGAACCAUGAAGUUUUGUGCCCCUUUGUCUUCCCUUUCUUUUUUCUUUUUUAACAACUAAGGGGUAAUCACAGAUCAACCAACCAUUGUAAAGUACAAUUGUAAAGUGGCAUUUAGUACAUUCAUGAUGUUGUACAACUACCCCUUCUGUUUCCAAAACAUUUUCAUCACCCACCAAGCAAUCUCUGUACCCAUUAAGCACUAGCGUGUUAUCUUCACACCCCCAGCCUCUGGCAACCACCAAUUUGCUUUCUGUUUCUAUGGAUUUACCUAAAUAUUUCCUGUAAAUGUAGUCAUACAGUAUGUGAUCUUUUGUGUCUGGCCUCUCACUCGGCAUAAUGUUUUUGAAGUUCAUCUAUGUUGUAAAAUGUAUUGCUACUUCAUUCCUAUCUGUGGUUCAAUAAUAUUCCGUUGUUUGUAUGUAGCAGAUUUUGUACAUUCAUCCGAUGAUAGACAGUUGGUUUUUGUCUGCCUUUUGGCUGUCGUGCAUAGGGCUGCUGUCAACAUUUGUGUAGAAGUAUUUGUUUUAGUGCCUCUUAUAUUUUGCUCUGUUACAGCUUUGAAGGGUACCAUGUUUAUAUAAUAUUUGUUUUUCUAAGUAUACAUGUAUGUUUCUCUGCCUUUUGCCUUAACGAAAUGAAAAGAAGUUUGGUCUGGCGGUUCCAAAAGACAUCAGUGAAGAGGCAGGUAACUGGUUAAUCUUACUUGACAAAACCUAUUACUAAUGUGCUACUGAUGCUGUUAAAGAAAGACUUGGCCAACUUCAAGAAAACACAUCAAAUUUCCUGAGUGACACCAAGUCCAUCAGAUCAUCCUGGGCAUAAUUGGAAAUGGUGCCUGCACUUUUAAGAAGCGAACCAGUGCAACGACUGGUUGCAAAGAAGAGUUUCUCCUUAGCUUUGGGUGCCAACUAGAGACCUGAACUCAGAAUAUCAUCAGAUUUGGUCUACUUCCUUCCUUUGUUGUCUAUCUGGUCCUUUCAAGUACUACAUGGAGCUACCAGCCAAACUUGUGCUUGAGUGAUGUGGCUCUUUCCUCCCAGGCAGGCAAAUAAAUUCAGCUUUGUUUCA
Molecule: messenger RNA, 5435 nt
Organism: Pan troglodytes (chimpanzee)
Lineage: Eukaryota; Metazoa; Chordata; Mammalia; Primates; Hominidae
Gene: SUPT20HL1
Product: SUPT20H like 1
Exons: 3
Coding region: 488-3022 (844 amino acids)
Biological process (GO): regulation of transcription by RNA polymerase II
Cellular component (GO): SAGA complex
Molecular function (GO): transcription coregulator activity
Source: RefSeq, a predicted model, not a curated record